AUGGAAUCCAACCCAGAUUCAGUAGCCUUGGCCCAGCAAGUUCAAGCCCUUGCAGCCACCAUUGAAGAACUUACCAAAAAAAACCAGGAGAUGAAGCUACGACUCCAGCAGGUUCAGCAGGCCCAACAGGACGAAAGCCGGUCCAAGGGUAACUUGGAGGGAGAAGGGGAUAGCCACAGGAGAGGGGGGCAACGUCCAAAAAGGCCGGUAGAUUACUUACUUACCGUAAAGCAGGGAGAGAAGGAAACUCUGAGGUCAUAUGUCAAACGAUUCACCCGGGAGACUUUGGAGGUGGACGAAGCCGAUGACAAGAUGCAGCUGAUGACCUUCAAAGCAGGGCUGAGGUCUAAAGAUCUUGUGGCCUCCCUCGCUAAGAAUCCACCAAAGACGAUGGCAGAAAUGCUCCUGAAGGCACAUAAAUACAUGAAUGCUGAAUACGCUUUAGCUGCCAUAAAGGAUACCGAAAAGCCAGGCUACAAGGCAAGGAGGGAAGACGAUCGUCGGGGGCUCAAGAGAGAUCGACCAGAUCGUCGGAACAACGACGGGAAUAAGAGGAAAGAUGAUAAAAAUCCUCGGACGGUAAGAUUUACUCCUCUGGUCAUGCCUGUUGACAAGAUUUUCACGCAGAUCAAGGACGAGCAUUAUCUCAAAUGGCUCAGACCAUUGCACUUAUCCCCUAAUGUUCGCGACAAGAACAAGUACUGCCGGUUCCACAAGGAUCACGGCCACAACACCGAAGAUUGCAGGGACCUGAAGGAGCAGAUAGAGGAGUUAAUACGGAAAGGGAAGUUACAGAAAUAUGUGAAGAAAGGAGAAUAUAGCAAGUCCAGAAACGACGACAAAACCCUGCACGAAUCGUUCUCCCGGGAUGAUGAUCGUCCGUCCCAUCCUCCAAACAAAGUGAUCGGGGAGAUCAACAUGAUCACAAGAGGGCCGUUCUUAGGAGGGUCAUUUAAGUCACUCAAAAAGGCAUACCAGAGACAAGUUAACAGCGUCCACACCGUACCCCCUUCCAAGCACCAACGAACAUACGAAGACAUGUCUUUCAAUGAGGGAGAUGCCAUGGGAGUAAAGCAACCCCACAACGAUCCCUUGGUCAUAAUGUUAAAUAUAGAAGGGUUCAAUACCGAAAGGAUCCUCGUCGAUAAUGGCAGUUCUGCGGACAUCAUCUACCUCCCAGCCUUCUAA
Quercus lobata is the source of this 1188-nucleotide messenger RNA. RefSeq lists its product as uncharacterized. Lineage: Eukaryota; Viridiplantae; Streptophyta; Magnoliopsida; Fagales; Fagaceae. The transcript has 2 exons. The coding region runs from base 1 to 1188 and encodes 395 amino acids. The record is from RefSeq and is a predicted model, not a curated record.